GUGUAGAUCAACUGGGUGACGCGAAGAAGCGAAGAAGCAACGAAGAACAAGAAGAAAAGGGUACCUAAGGUAUACAACGCGACGGAAUAAUAAUAAUAUACCCAAUAAUAUACCCGUGAGGUGUCAUCCUAUCAUUUAUCAUUUGUCAACCUCUUUAACUUAGGUACUAUUCGUAAAUAUUGCCCUCUAAAAUUCCACUUUCCUCUAUGCGCGACACCUCGCGACUUGCGGGGCCCUGAUCCGCCUUAAUGAUUUCCAUCACGGCGUACCGCUCUUUAACAUCUUGAAAAGCCAUACGUCGCGACUAUGGCUACUCCGACUCGCGAUCCAGGUGCUCUUCGAAAGCGAAGGCGGAGAAGAAGGCAGGAUAAGCCUGCUUUACCAGCAAAGCUUGUACUGGACAAUCAUAUGAAAGGAGAUGUCGGCAUAUUAUCCAAGAACCUAUUCGCUGAUUUGUUCCCUCACUUACAAAACGGUGAUACAGAUUCGGUUGAAGACGAGAGCAGCCAACCUCUCAACCCUCUCAACCCUCUCAACAUCCAGCAUGUUGCCAUUGCCCCGUGGACGCCGUCUCCGAAUCCCCAACGGAUAAACUGGACUAUAGUCCCCAUCGCUAGAUCAAGCUCCCUUGCCGAUUCUACCAUCCAAUUCUCCCCUUCGUCCCUUGCCCUACAAAGUUUUGCGACAACGUUGCAGCAGGUUGCACCCUCGAGGCUUUCUGGCCAUAACAGAGGCGGCAUCGAAGUUCUGGUCUUAGACGUGGCCACUAUUCCCUUGGAUACUGUUUUUGUACACCUCGAAAGUGACUUGGUGAAGAGACUUGAGAAUGGGGAAGGGACUUUCUUUAACGAUCAUCUCUCCGUUGAAAAGAAAGCGGCUACGGGACCCAACGUAUCGACGGAUCGUCUCGCUGCUGCGUUGCGUGUAGCUUUGGGCACCUUGAAGAUCGUUCAUAACGGAGACCUAUUCCCUUUACCAUUGCCUCCGCAUCCUAUUACACACGUACCUCCUACGCCUGGCAAGGUAACACUUUGCGAGCCCGUAGCACAAGGCAUCUUAGCACCAACCACCAAGAUCAUUUUGACGAGGGGUCACACUCAAUCGAAGCAAGCUCGAGGCGCCAUUACCUCACCCCAAGCUUUAAAUACCGUGGAUCAGGAUGGCGAGGACACAGCAACCGACCAGUUUUAUUCUGCUACCGAAGAACGAGAUAAGGCGGAUGGUCCGAGCGAGACGUCGGAUAUUAUAACAGAUGUCGACACGGAAAUUUCAGAACCUGAGAAUGAAGAUGAACUCUCCGACGAUUCACUUGACGACAUCAUUUCUCUUCAAGCUCCAUCGCUGCCAUCCACCAACGCUAGCGGCGUCUCUACCAUGCAGCCAGGAACACCAUUGACACUUGGACGAGGAAGGAUUGGUAACGGCGUGAAUACUCCCUCGGUCUUUUCUAGUUUUACCGCUACAACCGCUCGCCAAGAUCGUCCCAAAGGUCGCCUGUUCAAGGCCCACGGCUUGAUGAGCCAAAUACCAUCAGAAUUACUUCACCCUAAACCAACAGCCGAAGACGAUGAAGAGGCAAGGGUAUACGUAGAUAUCAUCUCUUUAACUAGGAUAGGCUGUUUCUCCGGGGACUGGGUCCGACUCGAGGCCUCAGAGGAACCUCCCGCAAACGGAAUCGGUUUGUUCGGCCUAGGCAGCUUCGGACAACCAGGGGAGGAAGAGUCAAUAUGGCGACCAGCUAAGAUUUAUGGGCUCCCAGAGGGUUAUUCCCACAGGCCCAUGACUAGAAUCCCAAGCUCAAAGCACGAUGUAAAUGAUCGAAGGCCAUCGUUCUUUGACUCCAAAGUUCCAACGCAUACUGGACCUAGUGCGUAUAUGUCGCCCCUCUUGCUCGCAAACCUAGAGGGUGCGCCUUACGUUCGCCUAUCUCCGUUGAAAAGAAUAGCUCAGCCUCCGAGGCCAGGCCAGGCAAAAAUCACCGGAUCGACCCGCCCCCCCUACGCUCGCGAUGUCACUCUUCAGCAGAUACGGACUCCCGUCUCUUCCGAGAAAGCUCUUCAGACGGCUAUAUUCGGCGGGCUCAAGGAUCACUUCGCGCGAAGUAUUCGCGUAGUCAAAACUGGUGAUUUAGUUGGGAUUCCAAUUGACACGCAACUCGGACGUACCCUCCGGGAAUCAACAAAUACCGGAGAUGGUCUUGUUCUUGACGAUGUCGUAGCUCUUACGGCUUCAAGCAGGUCCGGCGCGGUAGCUACGUCAAAACCGGACGCCGUCGCUUGGUUCAAAAUCGCUCAUAUAGAACGUCAGAAGACGGAACCCGUCGACGAAGAGGAAGAAGAGGAUAUUUGGGGUGGUGUAGCUUGUGUCGACAGCUCUUCAACUCAGAUUGCCCAAUCUGGCGGUACUACUAGUUGUCUACCAGGCACGAAAGAUAGUAAUUGGCCUUACUAUUUAGGCGUCGAAGAAGCUCCUCGGCCUAUAUCCGGUGCCCUGUCUUCGGUGGUACAGCCUCAGACGAGGUUUACCCCGCCCCUAAGACGACGAUUGAGAGAGUUACUGGCGGCUGCUACGAGUAAACGAGCUGUUCAUCUUAAAAUGCCCCCGGUUGCUGUUCUUCUCGUGUCAAACCAACGCAACAUAGGCAAGGCCACUUUGGCUACCAAUGCUUGUGCAGACAUCGGUCUACAUACAUUCACUAUCGAUUCUUAUGACGUGGUCAAUGAGAGUGGAGCUGGGGGGAGCGAUGUCAAAACUGAAGGCCUCCUGAAGGCGCGAGCAGAUCGUGCCAUGAGUUGCGGACCGGAAUGCUGUGCUCUGCUUAUUCGACACAUCGAAGCCCUCACGGCCGACAGGAUGGUAGCUGCAAUGAAGGAAGUUCUCAGUGACACUAGAGUAUUGAUUGCGACGACAACCGAAGUAGACAAGGUGCCGGACGGAAUUAGAGGACUCUUUACCCACGAGCUCGAAAUGAGCGCUCCCGACGAAGGCGAACGUGAAAGCAUUUUACAAUCCAUAAUACAAAACCGAGGGGUAUCUUUAGCUCCUGAAGUUGAGCUAAGUGGAGUCGCUAUUAAAACUGCAGCUCUAGUUGCUGGUGAUCUAGUUGAUGUGGUUGAGCGUGCGAUAGUCGCGCGUGACUCACGUCUAGAGAAACUGUCGACGAAGGUCUCGAACAACAAUUCGAUUGUCACUGUUCGCGAUGUACAAGUGGCAGGAGGUUCGUCUGCGAGGUGUCUCACGAAGGCUGACUUCGAAAUUGCUGUGGACGCGGCACGGAAGAAUUUCGCAGACGCAAUUGGCGCACCGAAGAUUCCGAAUGUCACCUGGGAUGAUGUUGGUGGUCUCAGCAAUGUCAAGGAAGCGGUCAUGGAGACCAUCCAACUCCCGUUGGAGAGACCAGAGUUAUUUGCUAAAGGAAUGAAGAAGCGUUCCGGCAUCUUGUUCUACGGCCCACCCGGUACGGGUAAGACGUUGUUAGCAAAGGCAAUUGCCACAGAGUACAGCUUGAAUUUCUUCAGCGUGAAGGGUCCCGAGCUGCUAAACAUGUAUAUUGGAGAGUCCGAAGCCAAUGUCCGCCGCGUCUUCCAGCGAGCCCGAGAUGCGAGACCCUGUGUUGUCUUCUUCGACGAACUUGAUUCGGUUGCUCCGAAACGAGGAAACCAGGGUGACAGCGGAGGUGUCAUGGAUCGUAUCGUCUCCCAGCUUUUAGCAGAACUCGAUGGCAUGUCCGGGGGAGAUGACGAAGGAGGCGGCGUCUUCGUUAUUGGCGCUACAAAUCGACCCGAUCUACUCGAUCAAGCGUUGCUACGUCCCGGUAGAUUUGACAAGAUGCUCUACCUUGGCGUGUCCGACACGCACGAAAAGCAGAUCACAAUUAUGGAAGCCCUAACAAGAAAAUUUACACUCCACCCGUCCGUCUCGUUACCGGCUGUUGCAGAGCACCUGCCCUUCACUUAUACAGGUGCCGAUUUCUACGCAUUAUGCAGCGACGCCAUGCUUAAGGCGGUUACGCGACAGGCGUCUCUAGUAGACACCAAGAUUCGGGCUAUCAACGCGGAGCGGGAGAAAGAAGGACACAGUCCAAUCUCCACAGCUAACUUCUUCGACCACCACGCCAUGCCCGAAGACGUCGCUGUCAUGGUCACAGAGCAAGACUUCCUCGACGCGAAUCGGGAACUAAUCCCCAGCGUCAGCGCCGGCGAGCUCGCCCACUACGAGCAAGUCCGCGCCACCUUCGAAAACCAAGACUCCAAACCUCAGAAGCAACAACAACGACCGGCCUCACCGCCGCCCCAGCCAGAAAUAGCCGAGGCUCCAUCGACGCCGGCGUUCCGCAGGCCGAAGUCCCGGUCGAUCUCGAGCAACAAGGGCAAAGGCAAACCGACGACACCCACCAGCACCAGCAGCACCAACAGCAAGGGGAAAGGGAAGGCCCUCGCCAACGCCAGCGACGAGGGGAGCGAGAACGAGGCGGGAAGCGGGUACGGUGGGAACAGCCUGACGAAUGGGAGGAGGAGAAGCGGGAGCGGGAGUACGACUAAGGGGAAGGGUAAAGCACAACAACAGGCUUCACCAACAGCGAAGUUUAACCACGGGACGGCGAGCGAUGACGAGGGCCUUUACUAAAUGGAUAUUCUGGGUGCCGUCGAAAAAUUGUGAGGGAGGGUGGUAUAUAGGUAUAUAGGUAUAGAGAGAGAGAGAAAUGGUAGGAGUAGUAUAAUAUAUUUGGAAGGGUAUAUACUAUAUACCUACCUACCUAACCUAAGUAAUACAAAAGAUAUAUAUAUAUAUAAUCUACUAUUAACUAUUAAAUAUUAACUAUUAACUAUUGUAAUAACUAUUAUAAUAACACGUUAUUCGUCGAACAAGAAAAAAAACGUGUUCCCGUCUUCCAUGCAAUAAUACUGUAUACUGCUACCAAGGUUUUCGCAGAUUAAGGUAAUCGAUAGUCUUUAUAUUUAUUUUGUCUUCUCUUCGCAAAUUUGGUAUCUAAUUAGCGC
Messenger RNA from Daldinia vernicosa, 5000 nucleotides. RefSeq names its product AAA-domain-containing protein. The transcript is spliced from 3 exons. Lineage: Eukaryota; Fungi; Ascomycota; Sordariomycetes; Xylariales; Hypoxylaceae. Gene Ontology annotation, molecular function: ATP hydrolysis activity; ATP binding. Gene Ontology annotation, cellular component: cytosol; peroxisomal membrane. The coding region runs from base 307 to 4626 and encodes 1439 amino acids. The record is from RefSeq and is a predicted model, not a curated record. Gene Ontology annotation, biological process: protein import into peroxisome matrix.